AUAAGUAUAGGGGAUGCCGUAGUCAGUCGGUGGUUCAAUGGCAAAAACAUUUUUUUCAAUAUUCGAUACUUUUCGAAUAACAAUGUAAUAACGUUGCCAGGGAAAACAAAUCAGUCAAGUUGUCACGACGACGCCUUUGUUUGUCGAUCAAUCGUCCGAUUCUUGCGAAAUUAAAUACGAUACUUCCGUUUAGAUUGAGUGAUAUUGAGACGAGAUCUUUAUAUUUAGAAGUUUGAGGGGAAAAUGGCUGAAGGAAACGUAACCCAACCGCAAGAACCAAGCCUACCUCUCCCUCCCCCACCAGCCUCUCAGCCCGGAUUCUGUUCUGCAACGUGCACUGAUAAGAAAUCCGCCAAGGAAGAAAUCGCUAAGCCAAAUGUAAAGACUUCUGACCUGUUUACCACCUGCAAUCUUCCAAAAAGAUUUGAACAUCCUCAUUGGUUCAAUGGCUAUGGAUGUCAAGUAAGCAAGCAACAUCCAUUUUAUAGAACCAGUUCCAAUGAAUAUGGGUGGUAUCCCCCAGGAUACUAUUCAGUGCCAUCUGUGUUCUUCCCCGCGGGACAGACGUUCACGAACAGGCUUUCGGCAGCGGGAAUGUAUCGCAACUACAGCUUAAACACCGGCAUGGACCAAGUUGGCUACCAAUAGAAAACUUGUCAAUAUUAUUAACUAAUUCAUAAGGCUAAAACUUACUAAAUUAAUAGUAUUUUUCAACACUGCCAUUAUAUUAGAAACUACAUGAAAUAUUGCCAAUGUUUUUAUACCCAUUACUUACGCGUAUUUUAUUUCUAUUGUCUGCCGAUAGAUGGCGUUUUGUACAAACACGAUUGUUUAUGUAUUUAGGCCUGAUAGUAUUAGAUUUGUAACACGGAGAAAGAGGGCAGAGGUGUGACGUAAAAAUUAGGCAAUCUGAAGUUAGGUCACAAGCAUACAUGCACACGCGCGUUUACAAGCACAUUUAGGUGCACACAUACGUAACUGUAGAUAGAUACUUACAGGGUCGGAUUAGGGUAAGGGGGCCCCUGAUUCGAAUCAAGCUGGGCCUAAGAACGAGUAAACAUCAACAUUCCGUCGUCGACUUUUAAACUUUGUCCUUAUAUUAUGUAUGUUCUUUCAGGACCCUCAUUGCCUGGGCCCGUGUAGCAAUAACUAUCCCCACUAAGGCCACUAUAUUGUUAACAUAUACUACAUACUGUGACAUUUAGCGCCGGUUUCAC
Messenger RNA from Spodoptera litura, 1217 nucleotides. Its product is annotated as piercer of microtubule wall 1 protein. Gene Ontology annotation, cellular component: axonemal microtubule. Lineage: Eukaryota; Metazoa; Arthropoda; Insecta; Lepidoptera; Noctuidae. Gene Ontology annotation, biological process: axoneme assembly. The record is from RefSeq and is a predicted model, not a curated record.